This is a messenger RNA of Cyphomyrmex costatus, 2868 nucleotides long. RefSeq names its product carnitine O-palmitoyltransferase whd (gene whd). Gene Ontology annotation, cellular component: mitochondrion. The record is from RefSeq and is a predicted model, not a curated record. Lineage: Eukaryota; Metazoa; Arthropoda; Insecta; Hymenoptera; Formicidae. The coding region runs from base 327 to 2651 and encodes 774 amino acids. Gene Ontology annotation, molecular function: carnitine O-palmitoyltransferase activity. The transcript is spliced from 15 exons. Gene Ontology annotation, biological process: carnitine metabolic process; fatty acid metabolic process.
CGAGUUGGUCGGUUGGGUCCACGCCAGUCCGGAGUCCAUGAUCAGUCCUGGUCAGUCUGCAGCAGUCUGCACUCUGCGGUAGUGUUCUGACUCAUUCCUACGUGUUAUUGACGGGUGCGGUGCGUGAAAACGACAAUUAAACGCAAGUAGCGCGUAAUAUAAAGUGUGAGUUCCGUCAAGCUCGACCUCGGUGCAACGGUUCCGUCGCGUCGGACCUCACCGUAGGCGAGAAACCUCGUGAUAGCCCAGCUGCAACGUCCCAUCGUCUCCACGUAAACUUAGGAACAGGCACGCGUGUAUACGUUUCGCCAGAAGGCUAACGCAGGAUGGCGGAAGCCCAUUCGGCCGUAGCAUUCAGCUUUUCAAUAACACACGAAGGAUGGGAUGUAAACUUCGAUCGAGAGGUACUCCACUUGGUCUGGCUCUCUGGUGUAAGGUCGUGGAAAAAAAGAUUUUUCCGGUUUCAGAACAAUUUGAAAAGCGGCGUUUAUCCAGCUUCUUUGACAAGUUUAUGGGUUACUGUAAUUUUAGUAACGGCGAUACACUUUGCUGGUUACAAGGUCCCGUAUGACCUAGUUGGGAAAGUUUCGCCGUAUCUUUCUGGUUCCUCAGUACUGGCACACCUGGCAGGCUCCUUCGUAGUCGGGCUGUUCCUAUGGCUGGCGGUUAUAUACGCGAUUCGAUACACGUUGAAGCUAUUACUUUUGUACAAAGGAUGGAUGUAUGAGGCGAGAGGCAAAGGUCGCAAGCCGUCAAAAUUGACCCAAUUUUGGCUGUUGCUGGUGAAAUUAUUUUCAGGUUGGCAUAAGCCCAUGCUGUACAGCUUCCAAGGAUCAUUGCCACGAUUGCCACUACCGACAGUACCUGAAACUAUGGAACGGUAUCUGAGAAGCGUACGGCCGUUGCUCGAUGAUGAGAAUUACGCUCGCAUGGAAAAGCUAGCCAAGGAGUUCCAGAAUGGCAUCGGAGUCAAACUGCAGCGUUACCUAAUCCUCAAGUCUUGGUGGGCCACCAACUAUGUAUCUGAUUGGUGGGAGGAAUAUGUUUAUUUACGCGGAAGAUCGCCUCUAAUGGUCAACUCAAAUUUCUACGGGAUGGACGCCAUUCUCACCCAUUUCACGAACUUGCAAGCCGCCCGAGCCGGAGCUGUAAUAUAUUCCUGUUUACAAUAUAGACGUCUCAUCGAGCAUCAAGAAUUAGAACCUAUUUUAGUUCAAGGAUUGGUACCAUUGUGUUCUUGGCAAUAUGAAAGAGUAUUCAAUACUACACGAAUUCCAGGAAUUGAAGUUGACAAAAUUGUGCAUUAUCAGGAUUCUAGACAUAUUGUAGUGUAUCAUAAAGGCAGAUAUUUCAAAGUUUUAAUUUAUUACCGAAAUAGAAUUCUUCAACCUUGUGAGAUAGAACUUCAGAUUCAACAAAUUUUGGACGAUAAUUCAACACCAUCGGAAGGAGAGGAGAAAUUAGCUGCUUUAACAGCUGGUGAAAGAACUACCUGGGCGCAAGCCAGAAAAGAUUUCUUCGCGAAAGGAGUAAAUAAGGCUUCUUUAGAUAUUAUUGAAAAGGCGGCCUUUGUAGUCGCAUUGGACGAUGUACCUUAUGAAUAUGAUUCAAAACAUCCAGAAAAGUUAGAUCAUUACGGUACGAACCUAUUACAUGGAAAAGGAUAUGAUCGAUGGUUCGAUAAAUCUUUUACACUAUGUAUUGGAAAUAAUGGCAGAAUUGGUUUUAACGCAGAGCAUUCUUGGGCAGAUGCUGCAGUCAUGUCACACUUGUGGGAAUACAUAUUAUGUUCGGAGUUCCUGAACCGACAAUAUAAAGAUGGACACAACGUAGGCAAUCCGGAAUUUACACCUCCAGCUCCAACUCGAUUGCAAUGGGAUUUAAAUGCCAAAUGUAUUCAAGUAAUUGAACAAUCCUAUCAGGUAGCACACAGUAUAUUGAAUGACGUUGAAUUACGUGUUUAUGUGCACGAUGCUUAUGGUAAAGGUUUGAUGAAAACUCAUUCCAUAUCACCAGAUGCCUAUAUACAAAUGGCGUUGCAAUUGGCUUACUAUCGCGAUGCUGGCAAGUUUAAUUUAACUUAUGAAGCUUCCAUGACAAGGUUGUUCCGAGAAGGUAGAACAGAAACAGUCAGACCUUGCACUAUUGAAUCUUCAAAGUGGGUAAAAGCAAUGGAGGAUGAAGCAAUAACGGUAACGGAAAAAGUAAAGUUGCUAAUGGAUGCAGCAACACGACAUCAACAAAGUUAUCAAGAUGCUAUGUGUGGUAAAGGAAUAGAUAGGCACCUGUUCUGUUUAUAUGUUGUAUCGAAGUACUUAGAAGUAGAUUCACCAUUUUUGAAGGAAGUUCUAAGCGAGCCAUGGAGGUUGUCGACAUCGCAAACUCCACACGGCCAAACUUCGAGACUAGAUUUGAAAACUUAUCCUAAAUGCAUUUCAGCUGGUGGUGGAUUUGGUCCUGUGGCCGAUGAUGGCUAUGGAGUUUCUUAUAUAAUUGCGGGAGAAGAUCUUAUAUUUUUCCAUGUUUCUAGUAAACGAUCUUCGUCAAAAACGGAUGCCGCCAAAUUUGCAAAACAAAUUGAAAAAGCACUUGCCGAUAUGAAAGAUUUGCUAGAACGAAAAAAGAAAAUACAUCAGAACGGAUCAGCGUAACUUAUUCAUUACCUGUAGCGCGGUUGAGCAAAAUUAUUAUAAGCUAUGUAAUGAAACGAGGUCUAUAACUCCAAAUAAUUUUUCUUGGCUUAUGGAGGAAUUUAAUAACAUAAACAUAAUUUAAUGCUUAAAAUAUAACUCUCUUAAGGCAAAGAUUUUUUCAUAGGCAAUUAUUUUUCAUAGAUAAAGGUUAUAGCAAAAAAUAACGGGCCCAAAA